AGUUAUUUCAAUUCUCUUUCAUUAAACAUGACUGUCAUUCACUUAUAUAAGUUACCACUUUCAUUCACAUGAUUUGUUCCUCUUUCUUUUUCCCUUUCUAUUUUCUUCUUUUGAUCAUCUAGUUCCUCUUGACACAUUAAUUCUUAACUUAGCUCCCUUAUUUGUUUCUUUUUUGUUUAAAACCAUUAAUUCUUUCUCUUGGGAUUUGUGAGCAACAGAAUAUGCAUAUGAUAUGGGAAUCUGAGUUGCUACUCAUCAUUUAUCACUUUUGAAGAGAGAGAAACUAACUAGCCUUUCACAUAUCCAUGGCCAAAGCACCACCAGUGCUUACCAGACUCCAAAACCAUAGCCCCAAGAAAGCCCAUAAACAACACUCUAUGUCGCCACUUUGCCUCUCCAUCUUCCUCCUAGUCACCUGUGUCGCUCUCUUUACUCUCUUCCAAAUCCAAUCCCUCCACACCCCACCUUCUUCUUCAUCACCAUGGUUUCUUAUGCAUCAGUGGCAGAAAGUCACCACCAGCACCCAGGAACUCACGUCCAUGGCUGAAAAGCUUAGGCAAGCAGUCACGUUUCUCCCACUUAAGGAUUUGCGUUACCAAGAAAAGGCCCUGCAAGGCCACACAUGGUUCAUGAGCUCCAUGUAUGAUACUCGUGAAGAAGGUGAGGUACAAUACCAGCAGUUUCCUUCACAAUCCUCUAAUGGUAGGCUACUUUGCUUGAAAGGACGUGAUACCCACGAUGGGUCUUGGAAUUCCUAUGCCUUAGCUUGGCCUGAAACCCUACCUUUCAAUGCUACUCUCCUGAAAGGUUUAACCUUUGUGUCAUAUAACCAUUACAACUAUGAUAAUAUCUGGCAUGGGUUAUCUGCUGUGGUACCAUUUGUUGCGUGGCAUAUAAGAAAUGAGUGUGAAUCUCCUAGCAGAUGGAUUUUGUACCAUUGGGGUGAGCUUAGGUUCAAAAUGGGUGCAUGGCUAAGGACCCUGACUGAGGCAACAUUUGAUGGAGAACCAUUUAUUGAAGGAUUUGAAUGGGCUAAUAAUAGUGAGCCAAUUUGCUUUGAAAAAGCUGUGGUGAUGAGGCAUAAUGAGGGUGGCAUGUCAAGGGUGAGGAGGAUGGAGACUUAUGAUUACAUGAGGUGUAAGGCUAGGGCUUAUUGUAAUGUGAGCUUGGAAGAUGCAAGAAUCAAUAACAAGGGAUUGCCAGGAAUUGGGUUGACCUUAUUUAUGAGAACAGGUCCCAGAUCUUUCAGGAAUGAGUCUGCAGUGAUUGGCAUCUUUGAAAAGGAGUGUGCAAAGGUAGAGGGUUGCAAGUUGAUGGUGGCCUACUCCAAUAAUCUUACUUUCUGCGAGCAGGUGAAGCUGAUGAGCUUGACAGAUAUUCUAGCAUCACCCCAUGGUGCUCAAUUAACCAACAUGUUCCUAAUGGACAGAAAUAGCAGUGUGAUGGAAUUCUUCCCAAAAGGAUGGUUAAAACUUGCUGGUGUAGGUCAAUAUGUUUACCACUGGAUUGCUAGCUGGUCUGGGAUGAAACACCAAGGUGCAUGGCGAGACCCUGAGGGCGAACCCUGCCCUUUCCCGGAAGAUGACCGCCGGUGCAUGUCUGUUUACAAAGGUGGUAAAAUUGGAUUGAAUGAGACUUACUUUUCUAAGUGGGCUAAAAAUGUUCUCAAUGAAGUCAAAACAAGAAAGACGGUUGAGGUAUCAAAUAAGAGUACUGCUUCAACUUCUAGUUGUGCUUGUAGCUAAGUACUAUAAUCCCCAUAAUAGGAAACUCUUGCCUAAUUUU
Hevea brasiliensis (rubber tree) is the source of this 1785-nucleotide messenger RNA. RefSeq lists its product as uncharacterized. The transcript has 2 exons. The record is from RefSeq and is a predicted model, not a curated record. NCBI's taxonomy places the organism in Eukaryota, Viridiplantae, Streptophyta, Magnoliopsida, Malpighiales, Euphorbiaceae. The coding region runs from base 306 to 1745 and encodes 479 amino acids. Gene Ontology annotation, molecular function: glycosyltransferase activity.